AUUGAGGGAACGGUGGCUGAGUUGUUCGCCCCAUAGUCCGACAACUUUCAUAGGCACGAGUGUUAAGCGACGGAUCUCUUCCCGGUUGUCCGCCUAGUUUCCCCUCAUCACAAAUUCCCCAAGCUAGUUAGUACGUUAAGGGCCACACGGAAGCUAUAGGUAUCCCUAUUUUUCUCGUGCUAAACCAACCUCACACAAAGAGCCUCACAAUCAAUCAUUGGUGAUUUCACUAGUCUACGUUGUGGAACAUGCAAUCUGGUCGCCAACCUACACUGACCAUGUCUCCAUCCAAUGCUCACCCGGCGGCUCAACCGGAUUGGAAUAAUCUUAGCGUUCUUCAUAGGAACACUCUUUCUCCAAGAACCAACUUCUACACUUACAACUCUCCUCGAGAUGCCUUGACCUAUGAUAUCAAUAAAUCCAACACUUACUGCCUCUCGGGAACUUGGAAGUUCAAUCUCGCCGCAAACCCAUUCGAAGCGCCUGAUGGUUUCGAGGAUAAGGCCUUUAACACAGAGGGAUGGGACGACGUGACGGUGCCGAAUAUGUGGCAGCUGAACGGAUAUGGAAAGGGGCCUCACUAUACGAACGUCAAUUUCCCGAUCCCAGUUGACCCACCUAAUGUCCCAUUCGAGGAGAACGAGACAGGGUCAUACGUGAGAAAAUUUACAGUUCCUGAUGCGCUCAAAGGUUGUCAACUUCGAUUGAGAUUCGAGGGCGUAGAUUCUGCUUUCCACGUAUGGGUGAAUGGGAAGGAGAUUGGAUAUCAUCAGGGGUCGCGGAACCCGUCCGAGUUUGACAUUACGGAAGUUGUAGACGAUACAGUUGAAAAUACCAUCGCGAUUCGGGUUUAUCAAUAUUGCGACGGAACAUAUAUCGAGGACCAGGACCAAUGGAGGAUGAGCGGAAUCUACCGGGAUGUUUAUCUUCUUGGGUUUCCAGCUGAUUCGCGUAUUGAGGAUUUAUUCGUGCAGACGAAGUUAGAUGCUCAAUACGUCAAUGCCGACCUCAAGAUUCGAGUAAAUGCUACUGGCCCAGCUAAAAUUCGAGUCAAUCUCUACGACCCAUCAAAAAGCGAAAUCGUUGCCACGAACGCAUCCGAGGCAUCUCAAGGGAAAGUCGAUUUUUCUCUCCCUGUAGAAAAUCCCCUGAAAUGGACGGCGGAAACACCUACGCUCUAUCAUCUGAUGGUCUCGUUGAAUGAUACAAGCUACGUUGCUCAUCGCAUAGGCUUCCGACAAGUGGAGAUGAAGGAUGGACUCAUCAAGGUCAAUGGCCAACGAAUUGUCCUGAAAGGUGCCAAUCGACAUGAGCACCACCCCAAGCUUGGACGAGCCGUUCCUUCUGAAUUUAUGAAACAGGAUCUACUACUCAUGAAAACCCACAACAUCAACGCUAUCCGAACUUGCCAUCAGCCAAGCGAUGUUCGGCUAUAUGACCUUGCUGAUGAAUUAGGCUUUUGGGUUAUGGACGAAGCCGAUCUUGAAUGUCAUGGGUUUGAGUCUAUUUGCGACGCCGCGCUAUCUCCUGCAGAUCGAGUUCUCCCUUUCCGCGAGCGACAGCUCUUAACUCGAAAUGAUGCAGCCAAAUGGACAUCAGACAAUCCUGUUUGGGAGGAAGCCUAUGUAGACCGUGCCAAGCAAUUGGUUCGUCGCGACCAACUUCACCCCUCUGUCAUCAUCUGGUCCUUAGGAAAUGAAGCUUUCUUCGGUCGGAACCACGAGUCAAUGUAUAAUUGGAUCAAAUCAUACGAUGAUAGUCGACCGGUCCACUAUGAGGCCGAUAUACACGCCGGAACUAUGGAUAUGUAUUCUAUGAUGUAUCCGCCGAUCGAAAUCAUCGUGAACUUCGCAAAAGACGACUCCAAAUCCAAGCCUCUAGUUCUGUGCGAGUUUAUUCAUGCUAUGGGCAACGGUCCAGGGAAUAUCAAGGAGUACAUUGAUGCCUUCUACGAAUAUUCAAAGCUCCAGGGUGGCUUUGUUUGGGAAUGGGCGAACCAUGGCCUUUUAACGAAGGACAAGGAAACUGGCGACGAAUUUUAUGCGUAUGGGGGUGAUUUUGGCGAUGUCCCAAAUGACAGCAACUUUAUCAUGGAUGGGGUGCUGCAUUCCGAUCAUACACCAACACCCGGAUUGAUUGAGUAUAAAAAGGGACUCGAACCAGUCAAGGUCAUUUCGCACACAUCGCGGAGCGCGACUAUCAUCAAUCGGUACGACUUCAUUAACCUCAAUCAUCUAAAAUGCAAUUAUGUGGUGCUAGAUGGAGGCAAGCCAACAUCUCAUGCCGGCGGCAUUGAGAUUCCUUCUGGGGUGGGGCCAGGCCAAACAACCGAGCUGGCGCUUCCUCUCCCACCCGAUUAUUUAACUGGGGAGGGCAUACUACAAUUGUCCUUCCGCCAACGUACCGCAACACUAUCUCUUCCUGCAGGGUUCGAGGUCGCCUUUGAAGAGAUUUCCAUAAAUGACCCUACUCUCUCCCCCAUAGCCCAAGCUGAGCCCAGGGACAAAGUGACUAUUAUCGAGUCCCCAAAUCUUCUGGCCAUUAACUCCGCAAACACAUCAUGGACAUUCUCGCCGGUUCACGGCAAGUUGCGCUCAUUCAGGAAAAAUUCCACCGAAUUCUUAGCCACUAGUCCCGAGUUUACCGCUUACCGAGCCCCAACAGAUAAUGACGCGCCACAAGACGGAAGUGACUGGAAAAAUCGAUUGCUACAUCUCGCAAAGUCUUAUACCCGCGGCUGCACAUGGAAUCUUGAAUCUGAUGGGACUACUUUUGUCAUCCAUGUACAGCAACGGUUUGCCCCACCAGUUCUCUCAUGGUCCAUCGACCUAGACUUCACUUACACAUUCCACGCAUCGGGUACUCUUGCGAUCCGCGUGAAGGGUACUCCGAAGGGACAGAACUUACCUCGCACACUGCCGCGCAUAGGCCUCACCAUGGAGCUACCGAGUAGUUGGGCUGGACGAAGCGCCGGCGACGCACCGCCGGCAGUGACUUGGUACGGCCGCGGUCCCGGCGAGAGCUACCGGGACAAGAAACUCUCGCAGCGCACGGGUAUAUACCAAGUCGCGGAAGUAUCCGAACUUUGGACCGACUACGAAUACCCACAAGAAAGCGGCAAUCGGACGGAUACGCGGUGGGUUAAAUUCACAGACGCUGGAGGCGAGUCCAUUACCGCUACAUUCGCGGACUUAAACGCUCCGGAGAAGAAGGUGAAGUCGUUCGAUUUUAAUGCGUCGCAUUACCGUGCCGCUGAUGUGGAAGCUGCGAAACAUCCUUAUGAGCUACGUAGGAAGAGGGCGGAGAAUGUGGUGUUGAGACUUGAUGGGGUGCAUCAUGGACUUGGGAGUGGUUCGUGUGGCCCGAAGACUCGGGAUGAGUAUGCGCUUUUGAUGGGAGAGUUUGAGUUUGAGGUUAUACUCGCUUAAGGGCGGAGAUGAGGUACCAUUGGAUCCCCCAUCUUACAUGUACCUAGGUACCAAAUUUCAACACUAG
This is a messenger RNA of Hypoxylon trugodes, 3495 nucleotides long. RefSeq names its product glycoside hydrolase family 2 protein. Lineage: Eukaryota; Fungi; Ascomycota; Sordariomycetes; Xylariales; Hypoxylaceae. The coding region runs from base 249 to 3428 and encodes 1059 amino acids. The transcript is spliced from 5 exons. Gene Ontology annotation, molecular function: carbohydrate binding; beta-galactosidase activity. Gene Ontology annotation, biological process: lactose catabolic process. Gene Ontology annotation, cellular component: beta-galactosidase complex. The record is from RefSeq and is a predicted model, not a curated record.